CGCCUCGCCAUGGAGGACGUGGAGUCGCGCUUCCUGCACUUCCUGCAGCCCAUCCGGGACCUCACGAAGAACUGGGAGGUGGACGUGGCCACGCAGCUGGGGGAGUACCUGGAGGAGCUGGACCAGAUCUGCAUCUCCUUCGACGGCGGGAGGACCACCAUGAACUUCAUCGAGGCGGCGCUGCUCAUCCAGGGGUCCGCCUGCAUCUACAGCAAGAAGGUGGAAUAUCUUUACUCAUUGGUGUACCAGGCCCUUGAUUUUAUCUCCAAUAAGAAGCGUGAGAAACAGCCUGCGUCAGUCGGUGUGGAUGGGGUUGGUGGGGAUACCAGCGCCAGACCAGGAGCAGAGGAAGAAGAAGAGUUCCUCUCUUUGGAUGACAUCCAGGACACCAGCCGAGCAAACAUGGACUUGAGGGAAGACCAACAGCGCAGUACAGUCAGUGUUGUCCCCUUGACUCCCAUGGCCCUGAUUCCACCCGAGGAGGCCGAGAAGAAGGACAACCCCCUCUUUAGCCAAAAGGGAGAGAUCUUGGCCAGCCGGAAGGAUUUCCGAAUGAACACCUGCACCCCUUAUAGCAAUGGCCUCUUCCUGCUGGACCUGGCCGGACUGUCGCCGACCCAGUGUCCGGUGGGGAACAGCGACUGGGGCCGCAGCCAUCCCAGGGGAGUUCCAAGCCUUGCUCCAGCGGCUGGCUCCACGCCCAUGGAGGCCAGUGUGUGCGAGAACCCUGUCCUUGCUCUGGACUUCUCUGGAGAAGGAACAGGAGCAGCCAACCCCACGGGUGACAACAAGGAGGGCUAUGACGACUUCCUGGCAGACGUCCCAGAGGAGGGCCUGGAUGUCUCCCACGCCGGAGCGGAGGAACACGUCGCACUUCAGACGAGCGCCCCCCGGAGGAAAGGAUACAUGUUGCGGGAGAGACCCCCUGCCCUGGAUGCAAAUGCCCACCUCAAGGAGGCGGCGGACCCAUGGCGCAGCCUCGACCCUUUCAGCUCCUCAGAGGACAAGCCCCUGAAGAAAGGCAGACCCUUCACAGUGCCCCGCGGCCUGGAUGAUUUGCCUGGCACCAAGCGGAAGAGGCGGCUGUCCAGCAAGCUGCAGGAGUUUGCGUCGUGGUUUUCAUCCACCGAGCCUGACCGAUCCGGCAGCCAGAGGGGCAGGAGGAAAGGCCCCACGUUUGCUGAUCUCGACGUUCUGUACUGGAAGCAUGUGAAGGAGCGCCUGGUGGCCCAGAGGAGACUGCAGAAGAGAUUGGUUCCGCUGCUGGAGAUGCGGCUUGAGGAGCCCGGUGCUCUGGAGGUGGGACGGGAGGAGGACAGCCUGGACGAGGGUGCUGAUGGCGGGCCAGAGGACUUUCUGGAGCACGAUGACACUCUCCCGUCAGAAGCCCCAGGAGCAGUGGCGGGCAGUGUGGCAGAUCCCGGUGAAAUCCCCUCUUCCCUUAGCUACGAGGAGCUGGUGAGAAAGAACGUGGAGCUGUUCAUGGCGCACUCCCAGAAGUACGCCCGAGAGACGGUGCUGUCCCGGCGCGUCCGUGACUGGGAGGAGAUGAUGGGCCCGCAGCUCGAGGACCAGGAAGCACGUGCCCCUUUCAACAUCCACGACUACGGAGACCAGCUGGUGUCCCGGUUCAGCCGUGUGGGUGAAUGGCAUUCGUUCGCCAGCCUGGUGGCAGGGCAGCCGGCCUUCGAGGUCUGCCGUUGCAUGCUGGCCUCCCUGCAGCUGGCAAACGACUACACCGUGGAAAUCUCCCAACAGCCAGGCCUGGAGGAGGCAGUGGACACCAUGGCGCUGCGCCUCUUGACCCAGGAAAGGGCCCACCGGCGCUUUCACACGUACACAGCUCCCUCCCUCAGCCAGCAGUGACGGCUCUCUUCUCCUCUGUGCUGUGUCUGCACGUGUGUGUGUUUGUGUGUGUUUGUGUGUGUGUGUAUAUACAUAUUUGCAUGUGUUUAAAUGUAUGAUAUCUGUAUAGUUUCUCCCACACUCACCUACC
Molecule: messenger RNA, 1996 nt
Organism: Candoia aspera
Lineage: Eukaryota; Metazoa; Chordata; Lepidosauria; Squamata; Candoiidae
Gene: NCAPH2
Product: non-SMC condensin II complex subunit H2
Exons: 20
Coding region: 10-1866 (618 amino acids)
Biological process (GO): meiotic chromosome condensation; mitotic sister chromatid separation
Cellular component (GO): condensin complex; nucleus
Molecular function (GO): chromatin binding
Source: RefSeq, a predicted model, not a curated record